Hydra vulgaris (swiftwater hydra) is the source of this 612-nucleotide messenger RNA. The record is from RefSeq and is a predicted model, not a curated record. NCBI's taxonomy places the organism in Eukaryota, Metazoa, Cnidaria, Hydrozoa, Anthoathecata, Hydridae.
AUGGCAUCAGACCUCAAACUCAUCAACAUUUUGUUGGGAAUUUCGACUCACGGUGGAAAAUACAGUUGUCCCUGGUGUGACGGGGAAGCUGUUCUGAAAUCUGGUAAUCUCAGAAGUUUUGGAGACAUAGAUAACUGUUUCCGUCAGUAUGCUGAUGCAGGCUUUCCUGAGAAACAAAUGAUGAAUUUUAAGAAUGUUGUGAAGCCUUGUCUUAUAAAGGUAGAUGAUCCCAAGAAGCUAGUCAUAAGCGUAAUACCUUUACCAGAACUUCAUCUUCUUAUGGGUUUGGUAAACCACAUUUGUAAUUAUAUUAUACCACUCUGGGCAGGUUUAAAAAAAUGGGUUAAUAGUCUUGGUGUUAUACGAAAAGGUUAUCAUGGAGGUACAUAUGAUGGUAAUGUUUUAAGGGCAAUAUUAAAAAAUGUAGACAGUCUUGCAUUAGUAAUUCCGAUAGAGCUGUUCCCUUUAAUUGAUACAUUAAGGAAGUUUGACAGAGUUGUGACUGGUACAUUUAGUGAACCACUAGAUCCACAAUAUCACAAGCUUAUCCAAGACUUUACAGAUAGUUUUGAACAUUCUCAAACAUACUGUUCAGAAGUAAUUAUGAUAUAA